Molecule: messenger RNA, 3043 nt
Organism: Dreissena polymorpha
Lineage: Eukaryota; Metazoa; Mollusca; Bivalvia; Myida; Dreissenidae
Exons: 29
Coding region: 45-3011 (988 amino acids)
Biological process (GO): heterophilic cell-cell adhesion; establishment or maintenance of epithelial cell apical/basal polarity
Cellular component (GO): protein-containing complex; plasma membrane
Source: RefSeq, a predicted model, not a curated record
ACCAAGAUGAACUGUGUUUGGAAGUGCAUGUUGAAGAAGGCGUUAUGUCCCAAUAUGGUGCUAAGGAUAUGCCUCACUUUGUAUCACCGAGUCUUCCUCUGGAUUCAAAACUUGAGUGCGAGCUGAAAACAGUUUGCCACGUGACCUUCACAGCGCAUCCUGGUCUCCAGCAUGAAUUUGAUUGUAUCAAGCCAUCUUUAUUGAGCAAGGACUUUGUGAACAUACAAAUAUUUUCCACGUGCUCUUCCUGUAUUGACGGAAGCAAUACGAACGCAUCUUGUACGUUAGACGUGGCAUUUAGACCUUCUGUUCAGAAUAAAACAGACAGCAAAGUUUGCAUUGCGCUGAUAAGAAAAAAAACCGGUGUUACUGGUGAAGACAGGUGCUUCACGGUUACUGUAAGAAAUACAUCCAAAACAAAUGACAUUACCGGUUGUCAGCGGCUGCAGUGUGCUAACGGUGGUUUCUGCGAUGGGCAUGACCCUUUAAAGCCCUUGUGUUUCUGCAAACAAGGAUAUGGUGGACCAACUUGUGCUACAUCUAUCCCGAUCAAUCCACCCAUAAGUAAUACGACAUCUUUCGUCGGAACCAACGGAGGUUUGCCGACAGGGAUUCAGUGCCGCCUGCUGGAGACGUGUUUGUUCAAGUUUCAAGUGUGUGGAAGCUCAGCUUCAAAAUUCCAAAUUGGCCUAACAACGCCAUAUUUGGAAGUUGGGGAACCGGUUAUAGAUCAGUUCUCUGGACAGCAAUGUGCCCUUGGAACAGUUAAUGUCACAUCAUCAGAGCUGGGGACUCAUCGAUUCUGUAUUCAACAUGUACAAAGUGGCGGGUUAGUUGAUGACGAACUCUGUCCAACAAUACGCAUUACAGGAGGAGCCUCCUCGCCGAUUGACCAGAAUAAACCCCACUUCCUGUCUCCGACAUUUGAAAGCGGAUCUGCCCUGGCGUGCACCAAAGGCGAAGAUCUGCAUUUGAAGCCGUUCUACACUAAUGGAAACAGUGUCGGGUCUUUAAAAGACUGUCCUACGCUGACGGAGAGCAGCCAACAACCGGUAGACGGAGUAUACAUAUUUCCUGCUGAAUUUGUAGCCAAUAUCUGUUCAAGUGACAUUGUCUACAAGGUACCACCUGCAGCCGCGGCUGGUUCAGAGUCAAAGCUAUGCAUCAAAGUCUCUGUCCCCGGAAAACAAGGUGAAGAAAGGUGCAUCAUGUUGAGAGUUGCCGAAGCGAAACAUGACAUUCAUCCGUGCAAAGGCGUUGUGUGCGCAGCAAACUCCGUAUGUGUUUCUGAUCUGGAAGCCAACUCUUCAAUAUGUGUUUGUAGGAAUGGCGCAACUGGUAAAAACUGUUUACAGACCAACGAGCCCCACAAUCUUCCUGGAAUUCAAAACCUCCCAAACACGACAUCUGAUGGCCCUCAUUUUGAUGGAAGCAGUAGUCUACCUAAGAACAUUUCAUGCGUUGCUGGAAAACCUUGCUUAAUUAGUGUUCCGUAUCAGGGGAUCGCGUCCAAACACCCAGUACCUGGGAGCUGUGAUUUUAAUACAGGAAAUGUCACGGUAACCUCAUUCACAGGGUCUUCUCAUUCACUUCUUGUCAAUGUAACAAUUCAAGAAGGAAGAUACAGGUGCUGCUAUCAGACCACCUCGGAUGGCACAAGCAAUGGUGUCAAUGUUGACGAAUUAUGUUUCGAGGUCAACAUAGGAAAAGAAGACCAAGGCCUCAUCAAUGCAACGAUUGACGUUAAACCGAAAUUCUUGCCACCGACACCGAGUGAAAAUUCAGUACUGAUGUGUCAAGCCGGUAUUACCUGUCACAUAAGUGUUGGUUCUGCAUUUAAUAAUGGCCGUUGCGAGCAGGUUCAAAUGUGUGGGAGUCCAAUAGCAGGCGCGCACGUUUUUCAAACGCAACCAACUGCUGACAAAUGCAUCACUGAUGUUGGUUAUGCUACUGCUAUUAUUUCUGGAUCAACCACGUUUUGCGUUAAGUCAGGUGUACAUGGAGAAGAACGGCGUUUUGAAGUUGAAAUAAAAAAUCAGACAGUGUUUGGAAUUUGCCAAACAUUACAUUGUUUGAACGGAGGAAAAUGCAAUUCAACCGAAUCCAAUGCAACUUGUCAAUGUCCCUUAGGUUACGGCGGUAAAACUUGCGAAAUUGAUGUAACAACAACCUCCACAACAGUAACAUCUACAACAAUUUUCAACACAACACAAAGUCAAGCAUCUUCAAUUGAUUCUGGUGGUAAUUCCAUUGGUGAGACAACUAUGUUGCCUGAUGUGAUAAGCAUGUCAUCAAAUUCUAGCAUUGGUAAUACGUUAUCGAAUUCGGAAUAUGGAAAUACUUCAUCGACAUCGACAACAAGGCCUUUAACUUCUGACACAACAGUGACUUCAACUGUUAACGCACGUUCGACCACAAAUGGAAAUGCGUUAUUAAAUGCAGCACACGUUAAUACGUCUUCCAUUGCGACAAAUGAAAAUGCGCUACCGAAUUCAUCCAAUGGAAAUUCAAUCUCAAAUUCAACACUUGAAACUAUCACUUACCAAACCAUCCCAAUGACAGCUGGGAACUCGAUGAUUAGUACUUCAGAAACAACAAUACUGUCAACCGUUGAUACACAUUCGACCGCAUUUGAUCAUGGGACACAUGGUAGUUCUGGCCAGAGCCUGUAUUAUUCGAAGCCGCCAUUUUUCUUGGAUUAUGUAAUGCUGAAGGAGUUACGUUGCCCAGUCAACACGUCAUGCAGUAUUGUCCUUCUUGUGAACGGAACAUCUGGAACAAUGCCAAACGUUCAGAGUGGUCGAUUCUCCAACGGGUUACAAGUGAUGUCGCCAAUAACGAGGUUACAAAGCUGUCAAGGUGAUGUCUGUACAUAUGAAACAAAAAUAGCAUUCGUACCUUUGAUUGUUGGCACUUUUGAUUAUUGCGCACAAACAACAUACAUCAACAAUGUUAAUGCAGACGAGCGGUGCUGUAGAAUAAUAUCAGAGAGAAAUGUAAGUAUAUUUUAAUAUGAUUACCUCGACAUUUUCUAAUCAAUGAC